AUGGUAGACACGCGGAAGUCGUCCCUGCGCGAGGGGACAACCUCAGGGAAGCCGCUGCUCCACAAGCACAAACAGCGAGACUCCAACCUGCCCUCAGUUGAUGACUUCGAACAUGAAGACAAUCUCGACCGUGGACGCUCCCAACACAAUGGCUAUGCCGGGAUCCCUGAUCGACAAUCCUCUCCGCGUCUCUCGACCGCAUCCUCCCGCCCAAUGUCUCGACACAGCCAGGCAUCCGGGAGCGGUGCCGGCACUCCCCAACAUCCAUCGUUCUCCAGACGAAGUACGCUGCGGAGUCGAUCGCCAAGCACGAAUGCCCGCCUCGCCGCCCGUAAGAAAUAUACAUACGCCGCCAUCUUCCUCAUCCUCGCCCUCGUUUCCUUCUGCGUACAGACCGAAUUGGGCGCAUACGUCCAGAACGAGCUAGGAUGGAACAAGGCAUACUGCAUGCUGUACCUGACACAUGGGGAGUUGGAUCAUACUAAGCGCGACAUGCCCUGGAGUGUAUUCUGGAGUAAGCACGUCUGGCUCUGCCGGACCACCGCGCAGAUGGUCGAAGGCAGGACGCUGGAAGUUCCCCAUCACCACUCAGCCCGGAGCCCCGUGCGCUACAUGCUCACCACCACCGCCGUGGUCACGAGCGCUCUCACCGUGGCCGGCCUGGGCUGGUAUAUAGCCGUGGACAUGACCACACCGGACCUCACCGCCAUCUACAACUGCUCUGCCUUCUUCGCAUAUGUCUUCUCCGUGCCGCUGCUGAAGGAGCCUCUGCGCCUGGACAAGAGCUUCGCCGUCAUCAUCGCCAUCAUAGGCGUGCUGAUCGUCGCCUAUGGCGACUCCAAGCCCACGGACGAGGAGGCCGACGCCAACAACCGCUUCCUUGGCAACCUCAUCAUCGGCGUCGGCUCGGUCCUCUAUGGGCUUUACGAAGUCCUGUACAAGCGCUAUGCAUGCCCGCCCGAGGGCUGCAGCCCGGGAAGGGGCAUGGUGUUCGCGAAUCUUGUCGGGAGCCUCAUUGGCACCUUCACGCUCUCCGUCCUGUGGUUCCCGCUGCCUAUCCUCCACAUGCUCGGCAUCGAGAAGUUUGCGCUGCCCACCGGCGCGACUGCAUUCUGGCUCUUCGUCUCCGUGGUCAUGAACGCGACCUUUGCCGGGUCGUUCCUCGUGCUCAUCAGCCUGACGUCCCCCGUGCUGAGCUCCGUCGCCUCGCUGCUGACCAUCUUCAUCGUGGCGCUGAGCGACUGGUUCCUCACCGGCGAGCCGCUUAGCUUCGCCGCCAUCGUGGGCGGCAUCAUGAUCAUCGCCGCCUUCCUCAUGCUUAGUGUUAGUACUUGGCGUGAGAUCCAGGAAGAAGAGAAGAGGAAGAGCGUCGAGUUCGACGAGGCCGACCUCGAGCCCGAUGAGGACGACGACGACGAGAGCGACAAGGCUAGCCUUGUGAGCCACCACGGCUAG
Diaporthe citri is the source of this 1455-nucleotide messenger RNA. RefSeq lists its product as uncharacterized. The record is from RefSeq and is a predicted model, not a curated record. The coding region runs from base 1 to 1455 and encodes 484 amino acids. NCBI's taxonomy places the organism in Eukaryota, Fungi, Ascomycota, Sordariomycetes, Diaporthales, Diaporthaceae. The transcript is spliced from 2 exons.